Bombus pascuorum is the source of this 634-nucleotide messenger RNA. RefSeq names its product small ribosomal subunit protein mS33 (gene mRpS33). Gene Ontology annotation, cellular component: mitochondrion. The transcript is spliced from 2 exons. Bases 148 to 489 code for a protein of 113 amino acids. NCBI's taxonomy places the organism in Eukaryota, Metazoa, Arthropoda, Insecta, Hymenoptera, Apidae. The record is from RefSeq and is a predicted model, not a curated record.
GAACUAUUUUAACACUCUAUAUAUUUAGUGAAGGUACUGCUAUUUAUGCCUGAAACUUAAAGUUUUAAGUAGAAGCGAAUAUCAAUAAUUUAUUACACCUUCAUAUAUGCAUUUAGUUAAAGAUACAUUCUGAAAAGAAAUAAUCAAAUGUCUUUCAAAAUGAAUAAAUACUUGGAUCUUGCAAAAACAGGUAGCAGUUAUGCCAAACAUAUGAAUCGUUUAAGUAAUCGAAUAUUUGGUGAAGUAACAAGAACGACUAAUAAGAAAUCGAUGAAAGUAGUGACAUUAUUUAGCGAAAAACCGAUAAAUAAGCGACCAGAAAUUGUUGAUUAUUAUCCACGGCAUGUUGAAGCUGAUUUAUUAAUGAAACAUCUUAGGAGUUAUGGAUUAUACAGAGAUGAACAUGAAGAUUUUAAGGAAGAAUAUGAACGUUUAAGAGAACUUCGUGGCAAAAAGAAAUGGAUUCCUCCACCAUUUAGGAAGCAAUAAGUUAUUUGAUUUGUUUAAAUUCAGUGUAUUAAAUCAAACUGUAUUUGUAUAAUAUGUAUUUCAUAUAAUACAUGUGCUUACUUAAAUACCAAAUGUUAUGUAUAAAUAAUAAUGUAAAGAUACCAAAAUACAAAAUGAAAAAAUA